CUUUACAACUUUGUAAACAUAGGAAUUCCUUGCUGUUCCCGUAUUUUCGAUCUUGUUUGAAAGCAAUGUGCUUGCUUCCUAUUCUAAUUUCGUAGGGGUUUUGACAAGAAAACAAAGUUAAUUAUUUCAAGAAUUAGCCAUGGAGUGGGAGAGUCAACAACGUGAAAGAGUCAGCACUCCGUCUACUCCAAACAGCAUGUCUAGCCACUCGACUAGUUCCUCACGACCACCGACAUUUAAAACAUUACAGCCCAGUCCAUCAGUAGUGGCUCUCAGUAAACUCUCAGAUGAUGAUCUUCGACGUAAAGGUAUGGAAGAUUUGAUCCGAAUUAUUCGACGUAUGGAACAUGAUUAUAAAUCCUUGAUGGGUGAACAAGGACAUAUGGUGAAAGAUGUCACAAGGAAGAUGCAGAUUUACUUGAUGGAAAUUCGUGGAUUGAAAGAAAAUAAUCAGAAGGUUCAGGAAGAGUGUCAAGAAUUGAGAGAUCUUUGUUGUUUUUUGGAUGAUGAUCGUCAGCGUGGUAGGAAGUUGGCACGAGAGUGGCAGCGUUUUGGGCGAUAUACUGCCAGCGUGAUGAGAAGUGAAGUUGCUGUCUAUCAGGAUAAAUUAAAAGAACUAGAACAGAAACAAGAGGAGUUGAUUUUGCAAAAUACAGAGCUGAAAGAACUCUGCCUUUAUUUGGACCAGGAAAGAGUCCAUAUGACAGGUGAUCGAGAUGACGGGGAUGGAAGUAGUUCUGGAACAAUGGCUGGUAUAGAAGAUGGACAUCCUUUAGAUCAAGACAGACAACAGACACCAACUCAAGCCAUGACUAAUUCAAUUCCAGAUCAGACAGUACAGUAUAUCAGACAACUGGAAGAUAAGUUAAAAAGUCUUGAAGAAGAGAGAAAACAACUAGCAAAAAGAGUAGAAAGGAAUGGAGGGGAUGGUUUUCGUCAAACUGAUCGUAACGGUACAACAAAUAUGAAACCAGAACAUUUACAGGAUAGAAGAUCUGAUGCUAGCCCUAAUAAUUCCAACCCUGUCAAUGCAUCAAAACCAGAGGCUAUAGUCCAUGCCAUGAAGGUAUUACAGGUACACGAACAAUUAGAAAGGGCUAGGAAUGAACCAGGAGAAGAUAACUUAGAUGAAAAGGAAAUGGCUAUUGUAAGAGAGAUGUGCAAUGUGGUAUGGAGAAAACUAGGGGAUAAUAAUAAACCAGAGAAUACAGGCUCCAGGACAGGAUAUCAAGCCCCACCCCCACAGCCACCCAGACAGCCCCCACCUUACAGCGCUGCCGCAUAUGUAAUAAUAUUUUUCAACUGAACAAUUUGGAGAGGAAAAUGAUGAAAGAUGUGAAAGUAUUUCAUGAACCACGACGAGGCUAAUAAAUCAAUUUCAAUAUUUGAUGUAGUAGUGUUCAAAAACAUAUGAUAUUACUCAUGUACCAACAAUUUGUGAGUGAAAAACAGUGAUCAUCACAUAUUUUAGGGGAGCGAGGCGGAACAUAGGAAGUCAAUAGAGUGCAGCAUUUUAUUUUAUAGCCUUAUAAAUAGUUAUUGUGAUUCUUAUACAAAUCGAACCG
Molecule: messenger RNA, 1565 nt
Organism: Lottia gigantea (owl limpet)
Lineage: Eukaryota; Metazoa; Mollusca; Gastropoda; Lottiidae
Exons: 9
Coding region: 140-1306 (388 amino acids)
Source: RefSeq, a predicted model, not a curated record